Molecule: messenger RNA, 783 nt
Organism: Emericellopsis cladophorae
Lineage: Eukaryota; Fungi; Ascomycota; Sordariomycetes; Hypocreales; Bionectriaceae
Product: Beta-glucanase-like protein
Exons: 2
Coding region: 1-783 (260 amino acids)
Biological process (GO): carbohydrate metabolic process
Molecular function (GO): hydrolase activity, hydrolyzing O-glycosyl compounds
Source: RefSeq, a predicted model, not a curated record
AUGUAUAUCACACGAGCUCUCGUCGCCGCCUUCUUGGCUCCCGUCUGCACCAAUGCUUUGGCCACUCCCAACACAGUUAAACGAUCGGCAGCUGCUGAAGUCGAGAAUGGCAAAUUCAUCGUCGACCGGCAAGCCGAGUUCGCCAACCACCAGUCCUGGACCUUUGACGGAAGUGGUAUCCCUGAGGGACUUGGAGUCAGCACGUAUCCCGUCAACGGCCAACGGGGCUUCUACGCAGAGAACGCCGUCGUACGGAACGGGUACCUCGAGCUCAUCCAGUCGGCGGGCCCAGACUUUCCUUACCGUGGGGGUGAGGUCGUCACAUCCGUCAAGAACAUCAAGUAUGCCAGUGUGCGUACCGUCGCCAUCCUCACGGAGACGUAUGGCACCUGCAAUGGCAUGUUCUUCUACCAGUCAAACACGCAAGAAACAGACAUUGAGUGGCUCUCUGAUCCCAACAACCUCUCCAAUCAGGGCACCCGCAAGCUCUGGCUCACCAACCAGGACAAGAACGGCGACGGCAAGACGUACCUCGCAAUCGAUCCGCCCGCCAACCCUACCACCACCGAGCACGAGUACCGCAUCGACUGGACGGAAGGUCGUGUAGCGUGGUUCGUCGACGGCGUGCAGGUGUGGGAGACAAACAAGGAUGUUCCUAGUGUCCCAGGCCCGUGGAUCUGGAACAACUGGUCCAACGGCGACAUUGGCUGGAGUGCCGGGCCACCUACUGAAGAUGCUGUCUUCAAAAUUAGGUCCAUCGACAUGUACUACAACACUGCUUGA